Symbiodinium natans is the source of this 1806-nucleotide messenger RNA. Lineage: Eukaryota; Dinophyceae; Suessiales; Symbiodiniaceae. The record is from the annotation of a GenBank genome assembly.
AUGCUGGACAGCCCCUUCACCAUAGGCACUGUGGAAGAGAUGCUGAGGUGGCGUGUGCAGAACGCGCACCCAUCGAGUGCGUUCGAUGGUGCCUCGGGCGAGAGUCUUCUCAGACGACUUUGCAAUCAAGAGUUAUGGUCUUUCGAACAGGAGGAGUUCAAGUUGAUGUACGCCUAUUUGUACAUGCCUGUUCCAGGCUACAUCCUCAGCGCGCUGGCCAUUAUCCUGUGGGUGUUCACCAUCAUGGUCGAGUACCGACGUUGUGUGGAACAGGCCAUGGCUGUGAUACAUCUUCCAAGCCUCUCCCACGGUGAUGAGUUCCUGGUCAGGGAUCCAGAUGGCAACAUUAAGAUACUUGGCAUGCGGCCAUUCCAAAGAAUCAUGGCGCUGGUCUUUCUCAUCCUUCCAAGGCUUCUGGUCAUGGGCUGGUUGGGAGUUAUUGGGUGCAUUUAUCUUGCGCAGACAGUCAACCUGUCGGACAUUGUCCUGAACGCUGUGGCCUUGGCCUUCGUGAUGGACGUGGAUGAGCUGGUGGCUGACGUUCUCUUGACAGAGCGUCUUCGGUCGAUACUUCCCAAAAUCGAGCCCUUGUCGUGCGGGAAGAGAAACGUCGAGCGGAUGCUGCCUAUCAAGGACUUCGUGCGCUACGGCAUCACUGGAGGGCUGGUGGCCGUUUCCUUGCUGGUGUGGGUGUGGCCCUUCGACCACAACGUCAGAGGUGCCGCAAUGGCUUUGUGCGGUGGGUUCCAGGACUUCAGCUAUGACUUCCACUACGCCAGUGGAAACUCCUCGGUGAUCUUGAAGCCGGCCGCGUAUGGACAAGAAGCCUGGGUGAGCACCUGUGAGACACACGAAUGUGGCGGCACUUAUGACACCUACCUGCAGCUGCACUACGGGGUGAAGAACAACUGCAGCGUGACAAGCGGCACGUCGGCAACUCAAGCGGCUGACUAUGUGUUCAGGGACAAGGAGGUCUUGAAGUUUGCCUUCGGAAGUCACCCCCAAUUCAACAGCAAUAGUGGAGUCACACAGUGCACGGCUGGCCAGAUUCUGGAGCCUCAAGACAAAGAUAACCUUUUGAAGGAGAGAGCGUGCGUGACCCUGCCCACCAGCCUUGGCGAGAUGUUGAAAGAGAAGAACAUUUCAUAUGGAAACACACAGCCUCCUCCUCAGUGUCCACGGUUCCGGCCGGCAUCUGGGUGUGAGACGCCUUCGCGGCCGGAUGUUUGUGUGUGGUCUUGGAUGUCGGAAAAAUGUGACAAACAGUGGCCAGGAUCUGUUCAGGAAGAUGCCUGUGAUGCAGCAGCCGAUUUGGUAGUAACUUGCGACACGUGGGAAUACAUCUUCAACACUGAGCACCCUGACUACAACUGUGCCUCGAGAGACUUAUGCAGUGGACCCGACUACGACUGCUUGGCCAUGCGAGGCGAAUACCAUAUUGUGCCAACAGAUUAUGCAGCGUGGUCUUCGGCGGAUGAGAUCUGGACCCCAAUUUCUAACGUCCUGAAGGAGAGGUUUGGUAUGCCCUACUACAACAACAUCUACAUGAACUUGGUUGCGUCUGGGCAAGACAUCACUUUCGUUCUCUGCCUGAAAAAUAUUCCAAAGACGCUCAAGCCACUCCGGGUUCUGGGCGCAGUCAACACAUUGCUGGAGGACAUUCGGGACCAAGCUGGCUACAAUCCGUCGAACGGCAUAGAAUCCAUCACUGAUUCGGGUACGUGGGAGUAUAUGACCACAGUCACUAUGAACGAGAGGAUUCUUAAUGCGCCGUGGCCCAAUCACUACUGCAAUCAGUUUGCAUAG